Zophobas morio is the source of this 1608-nucleotide messenger RNA. Its product is annotated as zinc finger X-chromosomal protein-like. The record is from RefSeq and is a predicted model, not a curated record. Bases 166 to 1518 code for a protein of 450 amino acids. Gene Ontology annotation, cellular component: nucleus. The transcript is spliced from 2 exons. Lineage: Eukaryota; Metazoa; Arthropoda; Insecta; Coleoptera; Tenebrionidae. Gene Ontology annotation, biological process: positive regulation of transcription by RNA polymerase II.
CUGAAAACAAACAAUUUGACAAGUUUGACAUUUACGUCACGUAACCUCAUUUUGGUACCAAGAUAAACACUUCUAAAAGCCUAAAAAUAAAUCCAAUGAACUAAUCAUAAAAAACUCAAAAAGUAAACCUGGCGCGUCGUUUCGACAUAACCUCACUUCUGCAAAAUGCACGAAAUGGGCAUAAAAACCGAAUUUAUAUUUAAAACAGAAUCGCAGACUGAUCAUUUCGAAUGUGCAGACGAUCUAACCAAAUACAAGUGUCAACAAUGCCCCUAUACCUCUCACUUAAAAGUGCUAAUUGAGCCACAAAACCACGAUUUGGACAUGGAUUUAGUCAAACCUCGACACUACAAGUGUCGCAGAUGUGAUAGCUUCAAAACGUACUCCGUGUUGCUGCUUUGGCGACAUAAACGCACGUCUUGGAAAUGCCGGAGAAGUCAGAAAGAAAAAAGCGACCCUGGCGUUAUUAACAACAAAUUUGUGGUAAUGUUGAAAAACGUCUCUUUCAAACGAAGACGUAGAAAACCGAGAACUUUGUGGUACAAGUGCGACCAGUGCUCGUUCAAAACCAAAUGGCCAAGCAGUUUCCGUGUCCAUGUAAAACUCUCACACUACCCUGAAGAAUUCGUGGAGUGGGCGCAAUGUGACCACUGCCCCUACAAAACCAAAUUCAAAAGAGCCCUCAAACGCCACGUUCUCGUCAGACACACCGACCCCGCUUUAAUCCAGUGGUGGCAAUGCGACUUUUGCGAAUUUAAAACCAAAGAAAAAUGUCACUUAAACAGCCACAUCCAUCGAAAACAUACAGUUCACUGCGAUUCGGACUACUACAGGUGCGAUUUCUGCCCAUACAAGACCAUCGAUCGAGGGUCUUUGAAACGACACGCCCAGAGCCAACACUCCACCGAACAAAUCAUCCUCGACGAAAAGUGGUACGAAUGUGAUCAGUGUCCCUUCAGAUCUAGUCAUAACACGAGUCUUAAAAGACACCUCCACGUUAACCACACCGACUUCGAAAACAUCAAACUGUGGGAGUGCGACAGCUGCAUUUUCAAAACUAAAUACCGCCAUAGUUUGCAGUAUCACAUUAUAUCGAACCAUACAGCGUUGGAGGAUAUUCAGUGGUUCGAAUGCGAGCAGUGUCCGUUUAAAGCCAAGAUGAAGCGGUUGUUGCGGAGACACGUGAGGCUGCAACAUGGCGACAACAAAUGGGUGAAAUGUGAAUAUUGUGAGUACGAGACGAAGCACAAGAGCCAUUUGAAAAGUCACAUGAAGUCGAAGCAUGAUGAUAUCGAGAGUGUGGAUUUGUUGCUUUGUGAGCUGUGUGGGUAUUGUACGAAGUUUGGGUAUAGUUUGAGGAGGCACGUGAGGCUGAAACAUGUGGAUAAAAAGGAUUUGAUGCUGUUUGCGUGUGAGUUUUGCGGGUAUUCGACAGCUUUGAAGUCGGAUUUGAUGAAGCAUGUGAGGAAUAGGCACGCGGUCGUUAAAUUGAAGAUGGAGACUCCUGAACUACAGUGAAGAAAAUUAUUGUUUUACGUUAUUGUGUUUUCAUUUUUAAAUUGUAUAUGAUUGUUUUGUUGGUUGCCUAACUAGUCAUUUUUCUUAUUA